This is a messenger RNA of Xyrichtys novacula (pearly razorfish), 6691 nucleotides long. The record is from the annotation of a GenBank genome assembly. NCBI's taxonomy places the organism in Eukaryota, Metazoa, Chordata, Actinopteri, Labriformes, Labridae.
AUUUAUUAACAAACCAGGGUAGAUGUGAUUUGAAGAGCACUGACAAACACCGGGCAAGGAGAGAAAAUGUAGGACAAAGGCCUUGGCCAUGGACAGUCAGCCGUCAUGGGGUAAAUCAUUAACAUUUUUAUUAUAUAAUCUAUAGAAACAAUCACCGUCCGGCCAACCUAUGGACGUCGUGACAAGCAUAUUAAACACUCUUGAACCCUCCCAUUAAAGUCUCAGAUUUCCUUCUAUAGGCUAGUAUCCACCAACAUUUAUGUAGAAGGGGACCCUUCACCCAAAAGACGGACAACAGGGAAAAAGGAGGGGCGUAAUUGCGGAUAAGCGUCACAUACUACUGUAAAGGCAUAAAAGGACAGCGUAGUUGUACUAUUUGAGGACGCUUAGAAACUGUACAAAGCAGUUGCGGGUCAACAUGGCAGUCUUACUCGGUAGUUUCUCGAUCCCUUUCCUCGGAGUCAGCGUCUUCAUCACCAUUCUCACCUACAUCACCUACAAGCUGCUCAACGACUACGUGCACAAAUGGAUUCAGAUGAAGCCGAUCCCUCAGCUGGAGGGGACUUAUCCUAUCAUUGGAAAUGCUCAUCAGUUCAAAACUAACGCAGGAGGUAAGAAAACCAGCUGUGUGCAGUGAAAUGGGUUUGUAUCGGCUGGUUUCUGCAGAUCUAACGUGAAAAAAACAAAAAACGGACCCAUUGCAUGUUACAUAACAUCCUUUUGUUGGUGUUUCUCCCAGAUUUCUUUCGUCAAAUUGAGGACUACACGAGAGAAUUUGCCAAUGCACCACUGCUAAAACUAUGGAUCGGACCUGUCCCCUUUCUGAUUCUGUUUCAUGCUGAAACAGUUGAGGUAUGACAUCUAAUGGAUGGCAGCAAGUCUGCCUGUAGCUUCAAUGUGUGUGUCAACAGGCCCCAUUGUAGGGAACAUGUCUGUGAUGUAACCAGAUACCUCAGUUAAUGCACAGGAGUGAAAAAAUGACCUUUUUUUUCAAUACUGAAUAAAUAUGAGGUCCAAAUAGUGACGUGACUUCAUGCCAGUAUGCAAGACAGCUACUGCUGACCUUUACCUUUCCACUUACCAUGCCAACACACUCCAUUUGGGUUGAUAUUCAUUUAAUUCCUCACUCAACUAAUGCUGAGCCUGCAGUCUCUGCAGCAGCUAUGCAACAAUCACUGCUGCUCACUUCAGAAAGCAUUUGAAUAACUUUUUUCAUGGUCUUUUUCUCCUCUGCAGCCAAUUGUGACCAACCCUAUUCACAUGGAAAAAGCUAUUGUGUACAGAUUUCUACACCCCUGGCUUGGAACUGGCCUCCUCACUAGGUUUGUUCCAGGGCGUUUUCUUUCUCACAGUGUUGAAAGCCUGUGCGGACAGUUUGAGAAUCUUGCAAACAUAAAAUUUAAACUAGUUGAUUAUGCAAACUCAUUAAAAAUUGAAUAAAGCAAAAUAAAUUCUAAUAUAUUUUACAUGUAAACUUGAUAAAAGGUGGGAAACAAGUCAAAAAGUUCAAGGUUAUUUUCAGACUAAAACUUACAAAAUCACAAAAACUAAAAUGGCAAAAACAUUGUUGUGAACACAACUGAAAAUAAACACAAGGCUCUAUGAAAAAAACAGUAUUGCAUGUGUAAAAAGAGUGACUACAACAUAUUAAAAUUAUGGAGAGAAUUCUCUUUGUUUUUGUCUUUUACACACAGAAACUUCCUGCUGACUUUUGACAGUGAAACUGAUCAUUCAUGUGAAUAUUUCAUGAGAACAUUGAAAGAACAAUUGUUUCUCCAGCUGCUCAGCUUACACCUUCCCCCUCCCUUAGGUUUUAGGCAUUAAAAAUGAGUAACAUUUUUAAUCUUGUUGCUUAUGGUCUUGUUUGCCUUUGUUUAUCUUGAAAAGGCUUCUCUAUGAAUUUCAGUCUGUUUCAUGAAUGUAAAAAAAAAUCCUCACUGGAGCUUUACUCCAGACCUCUGUCCCUGUGAUGAACAAACACUGAAAACAGUCCCAAAUACCUGGCAGAAGUACCUGUGGCUACAACACAGUUAACUUAAGUAGCUUUGAUUUCAUAGCACGACACAACUUUGACCAAUCGCCUACUACCAAGGGUACUACAACCUUAGCUUAUGCUAUAAUUUGUAUUCCCAUAUUAUAUAAACUGUACUUGGAUCUUGCAUUUUCUCACCUUUGAAUCUUCUUUAACUCCAUCUCAUUCGAUCAGCACUGGCACUAAGUGGCGUCAGAGGAGAAAGAUGCUGACUCCCACCUUCCAUUUUUCCAUCCUGGCCGACUUCUUGGAGGUGAUGAACGAGCAAGCAGAGGUCCUGGUGGAGAAGCUGAACGUGCAGGCGGGGAAGGGUCGGUUCAACUGCUUCAAUCACAUCACUCUGUGUGCAUUGGACAUCAUCUGUGGUGAGUACUUAGCAUGUUCACAAGCAAAUAAUCAUACAUGUGCAAAUAGUAGUUUUCAGUUAAUGCAAAUUCAAUUGUUUUGAAAGAUUUAAAUAAAUGUUUAAUAUUCAAAUAUUCUUCAAUCGUUGCCUUUGCAGAAACUGCAAUGGGAAAGAAAGUGUACGCCCAGAGUAACUCGGAUUCUGAGUAUGUGAAGUGUGUCUACAAGUGAGUUCUUUUUAAGUUCUUUACGGUAAAGACAGACAAAAAUAAUGUGAUAAUGAAGUCAUGUUUUAUUUUUUGGUUUGGUUCUGUAUCUAACUUUUUGUCAUCAGGAUGAGUGACAUUAUCAGCCGCAGACAGAGGAAGCCUUGGUUCUGGUCUGACUUUGUGUACUACUGUUUUGGCGAGGGUCGGGAACACAACAGGGUGCUGAGGGUCCUGCACUCCUUCACAUACAAAGUGAGUGACUGAGCGUGUGGGUUUUUGUUAAUGACAACAAUGACUGAAAGGGCCUAAUCCUCUUUUUUUCUUUGUCUCAGGUGAUAAAUGAAAGAGCACAGUACAUUGCCAACAGUGACUCAGACAGCGAGGGCGAAAACGGCCAAAAGAAAAGACAAGCGUUCCUGGACAUGCUCUUGAAAACAGCAGACGAUAAUGGCAGCAAAAUGAGCCAUGAGGACAUUCAGGAGGAAGUGGACACCUUUAUGUUUGAGGUGGGUAGUGAGCACUUAUAGGUACAGAUGACCAAAUCUGAGCGUCAGUGGUCUAACUGACAAAGUUAGGUACUGACAGCAUAAAGCAUAAACACAGAAACUGUGGCCAAGUUUGCUUGUACUUUUCUACGGCGGUUUCUCAUUACAUGGAGAAAUCUAACUGUCCUCCAGUGUGGCUAGUGCACUUACUAGUGACAUUUAACUUUUACAACCCACUUCAGACAAACUUAGGUAUCCUAUGACAAGCCUACUCGCAUAUGUAGUUUGUCUAAUCUCCUCUUUCACACAAAUUUAAGUUAAUCCUGCUGUACUGUUUCGGCAAUAAAAAACAAACAUUUGCUUUAAAACGUGUUUCUGAAACACAUUUCAAAAACAUACAAACAAAGCUUGCCUUCAGGGGAUAGUAGAGACCAAAUUAGAGUUUUGAAGGGGGGUUAACAGAGGGGUAAACUCGUAAUAUUGACAUACUUGUGCUUUUCUUUGCGUACAACCAUUUUGCAUCAAAUUUAACAUUUAAAGUUACUGUGAGGAGUUUUUUGACAAAAAUAAUGGACCAAAUUUAUUAUUGAGACCUUCUUAUGGUAUUCAAAAGCAAUGAAGACCAACUAUGAGAAGUUGGACAACUUUGCAUUGGGAUUAUUACUGCCUGAAAAUUAUGUGAUGAGGUAUGCGUCAGUGGAGCAGCUGAAGGAAAAGCCCUGAUCGAACACUUUCUAUGCUAAAUUUUCUGGUUGUCAGAAGUCAGCAGGAUGAGAUAUUUUGUUAGAAAACAACACUGAGGCAUGUAGAGGACAAAAUAAGCAAAGACUGCUUUGUCCACAGGGGGGUGCUUUGAUUGACCAAAACUGACGGUUCCUCACAGGUGCUUUAAAUAACAUAUUUAGUCAAAUCUGAAGGUUUCUGCUGCUCCCAGGAAGCUCUGACGAACCAAAAUAUCAAUUAGAGCAGAUUUACUGUCAUAAAAACUAUGUUGUUUAUUCUUUUUGCAGGGACAUGAUACCACAGCAGCUGCUAUGAACUGGGCCCUGCAUCUGCUGGGCUCCCAUCCCGAGGUGCAACGCAAAGUUCAACAAGAGCUGGACGAGGUGUUCGGUAACAUGCCCUCUCCCCACUCACCGCACACCUUCUCACUCCCAUGACAUCAUUUAUUUUCCUGCCUGAAGGCCCUUUGACUCUCCUCUGCUCAGACACAUUUGUUCAUUUCUAUUCAAGGGGUGCUUAUGCAGGGAUGAGAGCUGAAAUACAUACACAUACACUUGCCAAAAUACAUAGAGACUAAUUGAAUUUCUUGUCACUGCUAUGUGGGUUUAACAUCACGCAUCAUGUUUUUUCCAUGACGUAAGCUAGCUGGUCUUGCAGCAAUAACAGAAGCUACGUUUGCGCCAGAGGAGGACUUGAACUUGUCCUCAGGCAUGAAACAUCCAUUUAUUUACUUUAUAAUUGUUUAUCAAUACUAAGUAAUUUGUCCAUCCUCGAAUGCCUGUACUGUAAAAAUUGCUGCAGGGAGGACUCUGAACUUUUGUCUUAUCCAUCAUCAAGACAUAUCUAUAGGGCAUGUAAUUUAGACAAAACAACACUAUUAGACUCUUAUCUUCUGUAGAAAGUGGAGAACAGGUCACCGAUAUUAAAGCAGGACAGAGUGCAUAAGAGGAAGCCUUUCCCUUUUUAUAUGCUUUCAAUGCUGAAGUAUUGAGCAGUACUUCCUGUUCACUUUGUAAAGGUACAUCUGAUCGGCCUGCCACCAUGGAGGAUCUGAAGAAGCUGAGAUACCUGGACUUUGUGAUCAAGGAGUCCCUGCGACUGUUCCCCUCUGUGCCUUUCUUUGCCCGCUGGAUCCGUGAAGACUGCCAUAUCAGUGAGUUACAGAUGAGUGUUGACCCCUGAAUGAAACAGACAUUUGUUGAGCACAAACCUUCACAAAGUGGUGGUCUUUUCUCAAAGAGGCCAAGUCAAGCAAAUCCUCUUCUGUAAUUUUCAUUUUUUUUAUUAAAAAAAAGUAGUUUUCCCGUCAAAUAAGAUUGAUACCUUCAUGCUUUUACAGCCAUCUUGCACCAAAUGUCUUAUUAAACAAUGGAUAGCAACAUGCGGCAAAUUACCACUGUGGGUGGUAGUGGAGGGAAUGGUGUUGUAAAGAAGAGAGUAUUCAGUACAGUUGUAGGCCUCAUAAAUGUGAAAUUAUUUCCAGGAACUGCUUUGGUCAGAUUGUUGAAGCAGGGGGGGGAUUUUACAGCCACUGAACAAGUGAAACUAACUGGGACAUAUGUCAAACUUUACAACCAAAACAAGCAAUCACCCUUUAUUUACAUCGCGCCCUUUUACAGUGAAUGUUAUCUGGAGACGCUGACAUAAAAAGCAGGCGUGGACCGUACUCUGUUUUAUCAUCCACCUAAUGAGACUCAACAACAAGAGGAGAUAAGACGGUGUCUCACCUAGUAAGAUAAGACUUUUUCUUAUCUCAUUCUGCCUCACCAUGAGCAAAAGAGUUUUCAGCAUUCAGCAAGUUCGAGCGGUAAAGAAAAAACAUCCUCUUCUAAGACAGAAACCUAGAGCAGAACCAUUGGCAACUUUCAAUAACUGAGAGCGCCUGUUUUAAACCACCAAGCGAACCUGCUCGAAUGGAUCGAGCUGUCUUUUUGGUUGGUUAGAUGGAAGGGGUUAGUGGCUUCACCAGCUAAUCUCUUCUGCCCAAACUCUAGAUCCAAUGGCAUAACCAGGGCAAGAUGUUAGUGUCCACUGUGGGUGACCGUUACUUUUGUACAGAAGGAAGAGUUAGAGAUAAUCAAUGUAAAAAAGAACAGGGUCAUAUUUCCCACUCUGACCAGGGUCUUUUUGUUUCUAUAGAUGGUUUUAAGGUGCCCAAAGGUGCCAAUGCCAUCAUCGUCCCCUACGCCCUCCAUCGCGACCCGAGGUACUUCCCUGAGCCUGAGGAGUUCAGACCUGAACGCUUCAUGCCUGAGAACUCAGUGGGAAGGCCUGCGUAUGCUUACAUCCCCUUCUCAGCUGGACUCCGCAACUGCAUCGGUAAGAGAAGUCCAGGUUUCAUUUGUAAUUUACUGAAUCAUCCGGAUGCAUUAUUUUACUUUUAAGGGCUGCUACAUCCGAACACAAAAUCCACUGUUACACUCACAUCCGCCUCUUAAAUGCUCCUCAGGCCAGCGCUUUGCACUGAUGGAAGAGAAGGUAGUCUUGGCAUCUGUUCUGCGUAACUUCAACGUGGAAGCCUGUCAGACACGUGAGGAGCUGCGUCCAGUGGGAGAGCUCAUCCUGCGACCAGAGAAGGGCAUCUGGAUCAAACUGGAGAAGAGGACACCCCAGGCUUCAUGAAAUCACAGUAUUAGCCAAAUUCCUCUCCCUUUGUGUUCUCUGUUUAUGGUUUGUCCCUCCCAACUGAAAAACUGACAGGCACUGUAAUGUUUUCUAACUAACCCUAGGGGAGUUAUGUCCUCUGUGUUUGGAUUGUAGAAAUUUCUCAUCCUCUUUGACAUCCUAAUUACAAAAAGUAAACCCUGUAGAAAUAAACCAGGCUCUAUAUUUGUAGCUGUUGUUAGUAUUAGGCAAAAAGCUACACAGGGGAAUAAACUGGCUCUGUCCAUCAUCAA